AUGUCAUCGCAAAAUCCUGUAUACUCUCCACUGCCGCUGAGCGGAACAAACAUAUCGCAAGCGGAAGCAAGAUCGCAUCCUUCUAAAAAGAUCGUAGCUUUGGUCCUCGUUGGAACUCUCUUUUUUUUAUUUUCUUUUUUUUUAGCGGUUGCACUUUUCGGGGGCUCUUCAACUGAUUCUGAUCUAGAGCCUGACCAUCAGACAUUAACAACACAGAACGAACCUAUCCAAUUGGGAAAUCAUAGAUACUUUGCGUUCAAGUACGAAAUUGUGCGCGGAAAGUAUUCGCACACUAACAAAGAUGGAUCAGCGGUUAAACCAUUUAUCGUGAAAAAUGUUGAACGGCAUUCUGAUGAAGAACCAUACGAUGUAUACUUGCAAAAGAAAAAACGUAAUGAGGAAGGAAUGAUCUACUGGAAGUUCAACUUGACGUCUACUGGUAAAGUAUUGGAGACGCUGGUAAUUCGAAUGGUAGGAAUAAAUCAGACACUCAACGGAGGAGGAAAAGCCGAGGCUUGUCUGGACACUUUUGAGAAUUGCAUGGAAAUUCCGGUAAACCAGGAUUUGAUCAUUGAUAAGCCACAAGCUGACACCCUUUUCUUAGGAAUCAAGAUGUACAAGAAUAUGAAAGUAUUUGGGCAUGCUGAAAAGUGUAUGGAAUGUAGGGAGCUUGAGAGCGGUUUUUUGGUUAAAGCCUACUGGGCGCAAACUCACCUUCUCAACAUUUCCACCACAUACCAUCAAGGCAGUGGCCCGGCUUUUGCACUGACCCCUAAGACUGGAGAAAAUUCAGCAAAAUUUAAAUACAAUUUCAUCAAUAAUUCGUAUUCACACACCCAGCCAGACGGAUCACCAAUCAGAUUAUUCAAUUUUAAUGGAAUGGAACGAGUGGAGGAUUAUACGGAGAGUGAUGUAUUUCUACGCAGAGAAAUUCCAGAGAAAAAGGGAAACAUUGGAUGGGCGCUGGAUUUAAAAAUCGAUGGAAAAUCAGUGGAAAAAGUGGUGAUCCGAAUGAUUGGAAUUGAGGAAAUUGCCAAUGGUGGAGGAACGGCCAGAGCUUGUGGACAUUAUCCUACGAUCUACCCGAAAUGCGCCGAUAUUCCGAUUAACGGAACUUUCACUUUUACUAAUUACCCUCUCGAUCGUUUGUUUUUGGAUAUAGAGCUGGACGAGGAUAUACAAAUUUUUAAGACCAAACUCGACGAUGAGAGCAGUGUGGAGAAUGUUUCUGUUGAAGUCUACUGGAAGCCCAGCUAG
Molecule: messenger RNA, 1257 nt
Organism: Caenorhabditis elegans
Lineage: Eukaryota; Metazoa; Nematoda; Chromadorea; Rhabditida; Rhabditidae
Gene: C17D12.3
Product: PAW domain-containing protein
Exons: 11
Coding region: 1-1257 (418 amino acids)
Biological process (GO): glycoprotein catabolic process
Cellular component (GO): cytoplasm
Source: RefSeq, marked reviewed